UUUAAUUAAUAACAAAACAUAAUGUUUAUAAAUACAUAUAUAAAAGAUUUUGAACCUUUUAAACAACCUACUAAUAAAACUCACACACGGUUUACUUUUAGUACUCCUGAAGUGUGGCUAAAACGUAAGACACGAAAGAAGAAAAUUGGUAUAAAAUGGAGAAAUAUGUUAAAUGAUUACUCCAUAAAUACUACUUUACAUGGUUUACGAUAUGCUGGAAAUAACAAAUUAAGUGCUAGUGAAAGAGGUUUUUGGAUGAUAUCGUUUUGUUUAGCUGUAAUAACAGCUACUUACUUUAUUGCCAAUCUUUUUCAUAAAUGGAAUGAUAUGCCGGUCAUAAUAAGCCUUUCUCCAAAAGCAACUCAACUUACCAGCAUACCAUUCCCAGCUAUUACAAUCUGUAAUAUGAAUAAUGCUAGAAAAUCAGUGGCACAAGAUAUCAUUGAAACAACGUCAAAUUUUGAAAGUAAUAUUGAUCGUCGUCUACUAAGUGAUUUUUGUGAUGAAGAACCAUUAUUACUUGAUUCAUUAAUAGAUAACCAUACAGGAGAUUGGGAUUCUUUCAAAAAAUUUAUGAUCAGAGUUUCUCAACCAUGUCAUGAAAUGGUUAUUACUUGUCUAUGGGCAAGCAAACCUAUUAAAUGUACAGAGUUAUUUCAUCCAUCUCUUACAGAUGAAGGGUUAUGUUGUUCAUUUAAUAGAUUAAGAUCAGAGUUAAUAUUUAAAAAUCCUAAAGAUGCAUCUGAUUUAAAUGUUACAUUCAAAUAUCCUUCAGCUAAUUGGACUCCUGAAGAUGGAUAUCCUCUUAACACGCCUAUUAAUUAUACACCUUGGAGACCUUUAGGUGCUGGAAACCAUUUAGGUUUAACUAUUGUCCUAGAUGCUGAAGUAGAUGAAUACUAUUGUUCGUCAGAAGUUAGUUAUGGAUUUAAGGUGAUGUUACAUAAUCCCGUAGAAACACCAAAGAUAUCAUCGUUUGGUAGUUAUAUACCCCCUGGCCAAGAAACUUCAGUAGAAAUUCAUCCAUCAGUCGGAAUGGCCACACCUACAUUGGCAUCAAUAUUAAAAGAAAAAAGACAAUGUGUGUAUUCAGCAGAAAAACGUUUAAGAUUUUACAGAACAUAUACUCAAAGAAACUGUAUGAUGGAAUGUGAAGCAAAUUUUACAUUAAAGUUUUGUCAGUGUGUUAUGUAUUACAUGCCAAAAGAUAAUUUUACCAGAAUUUGUGGAAAAAAAGAUGAACCGUGUUCAGAUAGAGCAAAAUUAGCAAUGGAAUUAAGAUUCAGCUCAGAAAUCAUGAAUAUGAAUUCAUUCUUGAAUGGAACAGAUUUAUCUAGUUGUACAUGUUUACCAGGAUGUCACUGGACUGGGUAUAAUAAAGUACAAUCUUCAACACCUUUGUCAAGUAAUUACAAAAUUAAAGAAACAUAUUUAAGUGGACGAAAUAUCACAUACUUUAAAAAAAAUAUGGCAGUAGUACAUUAUUUUUUUGAAGAAACUCAAUUUACUGGUUAUACAAAGGGAGAAUUAUUUGGUUUCACUGAAUUUUUAUCCAACACAGGAGGACUUCUUGGAUUAUUUAUGGGGUUUAGUUUUCUAAGUGCAAUUGAAAUAAUUUAUUUUGUUACAUUACGAUUAUGGUGUUCAUUAAAAAGAAAAAAAAGAAUUGCAUUUGAUUAACAACUGUUUAAACAAAUUAUAUAGAAGAAAAAAUGGUAAUAAUAUAAUAGAUUUGUAGACUUAC
Daktulosphaira vitifoliae (grape phylloxera) is the source of this 1744-nucleotide messenger RNA. RefSeq names its product pickpocket protein 28-like. NCBI's taxonomy places the organism in Eukaryota, Metazoa, Arthropoda, Insecta, Hemiptera, Phylloxeridae. The transcript has 8 exons. Gene Ontology annotation, biological process: sodium ion transmembrane transport. Gene Ontology annotation, molecular function: ligand-gated sodium channel activity. The coding region runs from base 22 to 1680 and encodes 552 amino acids. Gene Ontology annotation, cellular component: membrane. The record is from RefSeq and is a predicted model, not a curated record.